Anopheles stephensi (Asian malaria mosquito) is the source of this 2139-nucleotide messenger RNA. Its product is annotated as nucleolin. The record is from RefSeq and is a predicted model, not a curated record. The transcript has 3 exons. The coding region runs from base 472 to 1545 and encodes 357 amino acids. NCBI's taxonomy places the organism in Eukaryota, Metazoa, Arthropoda, Insecta, Diptera, Culicidae.
UUUUUUCCACUUCCAAAUAUUUUCCCAAAUGCCCACCGCUCUCUAUUCACCUCGAACUUUGAUACGCAAACGGAACUGUCAAUGCGAAAAGAAAACGGCAUCAAAAGGCCAACAAAAAAAACUUCCUACGAAAAACAUGGAAUAAAAACUGGUGUAAAAUCGCUCUCGAGCUCCUUCACUUUUCCUUGUGCAAUAUUUGUUAAACAUAUGUAGUGUGGUUACGAACCAUAGUUGGGGUUAAAUUAGUUCAAACGGAACUGGAACCGUGAAUUGGAACCGUUCAUCGUUGCGUCGUUCCGCAUUCUUGGAUCGGGAAAAAAUAGCAUCAAAGCAGAAAGAGAUAGGAGACGGUCGUUAAUCCAGCGUAACCGUAGGGGAAUUUGUGCUGAAAUUCCUGCAGUGUCCAUUGCGCAGAUAGAGGCAACAUAUUUUUCAUAACUCACACCCUCGCUCCCUGUUUACCACCGCAACAUGCGCAGCAGAACGGAGAUGGUAACCACAACCCUGGACGGGUCCGAUUUUGAGGAAGAAACCGAUUUCGAAGACUCCGAGGAGGACUGGCGACCGGAAAAGGGAGACCCGAAAGCGCUGAAGCGAAAGACGCGUGAUAUAGUGACUGGUUCGGGCGGUGGGGGUAAGCGCGGUGGUAGGGGUCGCCCCAAAGGCGGUGCGAAGCGUGGCCGUAAACCGGCCGGCAAAAGUAAAGGCCAGAGCAGAAGACGUAAGGUUGACGACGAGAACGACGACGACGACGACGAUGAUGAUGAGGACGAGGACGACGAGCAGUUCGAUAGUGAGGGCAGCGAAUCCAGCUCGCCACCGGUUCCUAAAAGGGGGCGAAAGUCCACGACUGGCACUCCACAUCGUGCGAAUGGUAGAAAGAGCGACAGCAAGACACCACCCUCCACAUCGAAGGUACAGGUGAAGCUAAGCCCAACGACUUCCCCGGUGUCCGGUGGAUUGGAUGCUUCCACAGGUGAACCGACGAUAAAACCGAUCCAACGAAAGGUUGCCAACACGUCCGGGAGCUUUCCGGACAAGAGCGGCUACCUGAAGCUGUUCGCUUCGCGAGCCGAUCUGGAGGAGGGCAUACGGGACAAUCUGAAGGUGUGUCUGUGGCGCCGGGAUGGAUCGAGCUUGUUGCAGAAAUACUUUCGCGAUAAAUCGAUCGAUGCGAGCACGCCACAGUUCAUUUCCUCAAUGGUGUACUCCUGUUGGGAGGAUAAACGAGCGGACGAGUACAUGGAGGUGAAGGUACGCUGUAUCGAGCAGUCGAAGCAGCUGCGCGUACAGAUAAUCGAUGUGGACGCAACGGAAAAUCGAGCGAAGGAAGAGUAUCAGAAGUAUAUCGAGAAGUACGGGAAAACGAUCGAUUCCGCAGUGAACCAAUCACACAACGAUGGCGAUGGCGAUGGCGAUGAGGCGGGUGAAGGAGACGAGCAGGAGGAAGAAGAAUACGACGGAGAGGAACACGACGAGGAGGAGGAGGAGGAGGAGAUGCAGGAAGGUGUGGAAGGCAGCGAUGAACCGUCCCAAGAAGAAUGAGCACAUCCAGCCCGCGACUGGACCUCCUGCGAGAGAUAGUUGAAAUCCCGUCAUCUAAAUUAAUUUAUCAUCCUUUCGUACCAGUACCUCGUGACUCCGAUUGAUGCUGCUGCUGCUGCUCGAAAGCGCAGGAUGCACAGGAUUCGCAAAACUCGUGCGAAUAAUCCUGCGUUAGCAGCUUAUCUACUAAGCGAAAACGUCUUCUAUCGAAAAUACUUGCACACACACACACACAGAAUCACGUUCUAGGCACAUGUAGCAUUAAGAAUCGCGACGGAUACUCGUGUAAAUGUUCACAUUUUAAAUGUUAAUGUUUAAUUGGAAACUGCCGUCGUACACUUGACUGAGUAGCUUGGUGAAAUUCGUAAUAAUAUAUAUGUAUGUAUGUAUACAUUUACCCACGAUGCACACACGCGCGUCAGCAGCCAAUGUCUGCAAUAUGUCCGGAGCAAGGCUGAUCGUAGAACAGAACAACUGAGUCUCGAUCAGCGUGCGGGCACAUGGGAUAAACGGUUUUCGAUGUUUCGAACGUAAAACAGAAUGAAAUUAUCAUAAUAAACGAUUCAUUGUUUUAAAUGGAACUAUAUCUAUUAA